ACCUUAAUUGUUUUGAUCAGGCACGAACAUUUAAAAAAAAAAUUAUAGAGAUUGAAUUGUUUAGUCAACAUACAAAGUUGACGACUAAUAAUUGAUUUUUACUUCAAACUCCUCGUUCAAAUAUUCGAAACAAACCGAACUACCGGGCACAAAACGUUCUAUUAUUACUGAUCUUAGUUAGAAUUUGUAGAAUAGAAUGUGACAAUUCUGCUCCCACUGGUUACAAUCGAAGCGGCCUGAUUAAAGCUAUAGGUUUCGGAUGGAGAAGUACACCUGAAGAAAUCCCCUAGAAAAAUACACCGAUAGCAGAACGUGUUUUCAAUGUGUAAUUGAUGCGUCUCACUUCUGACUUGAGCUUAGUAUAGAAGCUGCUUUCGAUCUGCUCGGAAUGCGAUUACAGAAACCCACGAUGAUAAAAGCUUCGAUUCUGAUGCUGGUGCUAACUAUGUGCAGGAAAGUGUCUUGCGGAACACUUAGCAUAGAGGAAGGUUCUCAUGUGGUUCAAAUUGGUCAGACUCGAUCGACCGGCGCAAUAGAUUUGAUUUGCGGUGGAGCGUACUUGGGAGACAGGGUCGUAGUGUUUGGAGCCCAUUGUACAAAUCGGAAUGGACGAAAACCUGAUAUUGUUCGGUUUGGAAGCGUGUUUGGAAGCAGUUUUGAUCUGCACGUCGUCAAUAUCACCGUUCACUAUCGCUACAAGCCUCAGUUCGACUAUCACAAUAUGGCCGUCGCUUUUCUUGAUCGGGAUCCGGAGACAGUGAACCACAAAAUUAAACCGGCUUGCAUUCUGAAGCCGCAUCCCAAACCGAAUCAUUCCGUUCAGUUGAUUGGACCCAUUGAAACCCAGCUUGAUCGGGCAGAUUUAGUUUCGAUGGGAUCGGAAAAAUGUCACGAAUACUACAAUCCUCAGCAUAAACUACGGUUCGGGGUUCUGCUUUGCUGCUUCUGUGCCAGGAAUGCCAACAUCGAGCGAUGCACGGAUCUACACAGCUCCCCGCUGCAGAUAUUACUUUCUUUUUCGGGGAAAAAAGUUCCCUUUCUCAUUGGCCACAAAUCCAUUGGGAAGCCAUGCGGAACAAACGCUCCUGCAAUUUACACGCGGUACGGAUCAUACUUCGAAUGGAUUGAAACUGUUACGGGGAUGAAAAUGGAUCCACAAGAAUGUUUGUCUCGUGUCUGAAUUUUACUCCACUCCGGUGCGGUUGCAGCUGCUCAAGAAUUGCUCAGUCAUAAGAAAGCUCCAAAAAAGCUCCAAUCUAAUCUUGAAAUUUUAAUAAUUAUUGCAAUUUCAUGUACAAAAACAUCAAACGGGUUAUUCCUGUUAUUUGUCAUUCUAUGGAUUCAUACAUUGUUUCGAAAUGUUUUCCGAGACCAUUCUCUUUAUUGAUCAGCCAUUGUGAGUAAUUUUAUUUUUUGAGACGCUGGCCAUAAAAAUUAAAUUGUGCCAUUUGAGUGAUACAUGAAAUAUAAACAGUAAUUUGCUUACAUUUUAAAAACACGUAGGGUUUGAGUAUGGGAGCGAAACGCAAUAAAAAUUAAGUGGUCGCGAAUGAUGCACCAAGCGGAAAUUUCGACCUAACGAACAUAAUUAGCGUAUAGAGUUGCCGGAUGGUAGUGUAAACUUUGCUUUUAUUGCCAUUAUGGAUUGAUGUUUGUUCCAUAUAUUGUUAUAAUAUGUAUUGAAUUAUUGCAUUUAACUUUUAUGAAUGUUGUAGACCAGCUGCGAGCUGCUUCUAGUAGUUCUCUCGUUGGUAGGCUGACCAAACGUGCCGUUUUGAACGGGACAGUACCGUUUUUUUCGAUCAUUUGUUAUUGUCCCGUCUUUUCAUUUGUACCGUAUUUUGUUUUUCAAUUUGUACCGUAUUUUGAUUAAAAAGAAAAAAAAUAUUUUGACGUAGGACUACUUUGAUUCCUAUAUAAAGAUUCCGAAAUAGAAAAUGAGGCAUGUAACGAAUAAUUAAGAGAUUUCAAACGCAUAUUACGCAAAAAGUUAUUGCGAUAUAUGUUAUGCUGGAUAGGAAAUAUAUUCAGCAUUUUAUUUACUUAAAACACGAACAUUGAUUGUAGUGAAAUAAGAAAACAAUUUGACGAAUUAAAUGGGGCAUCCCCCUCAAUGCAACGACAAUCUUUUUGCCUAUCUACGGGCUUUAUCUUACCAAUGAUUCUCAAACUUUUUUGGACAAGAGACCCCUUUUGCAGAAUGACGUGGUAUCAUCGAACCCUAUAGCCAAAUUUCUUCAAAAAAAUUAUCUUUAUUUCAUUCAUACAAAAUACUUACCGAUUUAAAAACUUUGCGGCUAGUUAAGUGAGAACUUGACACCCAAAAUCAGUUUUCAGUUCCCCCUAGGAAACUUUGAGAACUUCUGGGUUAAACGUUGAUUGAGAUAUUAUUAGUUUGAUGCUCAGGUUGUUGCUCGACCAAUUCGUGUUCGAUUGACGUUUUUAUCGUGUAGUUCUUGCUACUAACAACUUAUGUUAUUGUAGAUAAUGAUAUCAUGAUAUCGAGCAUGUUGAUGUAGAAAAAAUGCAAUGAAAUAAUUUACCGACUGUUGAUUUAGGGGUUCGAAAGGUCUACGCAUAUCAGCUCAUGAUAGCUUAGCUAGUUUGACCUUUAUCUUAUGUUACUCACAGUCUUCAGAAUGCAACGCGGUGCUGAUGUGCAACAAAUUUUUCGCACCCAGCCGAGCUCUCACUUCUUGUUUACACAUGCGCUCUGGCGAAUGAGCACGCUCCGAAACACAGAUCAAAUAUUUUGUUGUCAGCACCGUUUUGCACCGAGUUUUGCGCCGUGUUUUCCGCCUUGUUUUGCGCCGUAUUUCUAUACUUGUUUUACAACGCGCUUCAAUCCGGUUUGCUUUCUCUGUUGAGUUAUUUUUCUUCACACAAGCGUAUACGAUUGGUAUGGAGACAGGCUGUUGUUUUUAUGGAAUUCAGAUCCAACACAAUCUCAUCUGUGUGGAUCUCGGAUUCUCUCUUUUCUCCAUGUAUUGGAUGUUUUGGCAACGCGAGUGCCGCUCCCGAUUUUAUAUUUGAGCGACCUGCCAUAAUGGGCGCUGGAUGCGAUUCGGCGGCUGAUUUAGCCAAGACACCCCUAUACCAACACACCCGAAAGACUCAUGCUUUCCUUUUUUUUUCUCGCUAUUUUCGUUUGGAUAUUUCUCCCAAAUAGCAGAGUCUUUCGGCGGGGUUUUCUUGUUCUUUAAAUUUCAAAACCCGGCGAGCGUUUCGACUUGAACUGUGCUCGGGAGGUUAAAGGGCAUCGCCCGCGAAGGCUUGAAAGUGCGACCAAUGAAAGCACAGGGGAAUUUCGGUAUGAAUACGGAAUAGUUAACAUCGUUAACUAUUACGUAAUUCCGGUUCCAAUGAAUGUCUCGCUAAACUGAGGACCUUCAAACAUGCUCCUCCAUUCCGUCUUCGACCGUGGAAGAGGCAGGGCGGACCAGUUUUUUUUGCAUCGCGAGUGGACGGUAAGAAGGUACCGUUGGUGAAAGGCUACACGUGCUAGUCAGUGUGCUAAAGUUUUUUUUUUUGGUUCUUUUUUUUUUGGGUGGGUUAGGCAUCAUUGCGUAGGUCCAAUGAGGAGAAGUUCGGCAUAAACGGUGUUCGUUGGGAACAGCCCUAGUGCCUCUGUUGCUUGAAUUGUGGAACACGGACAAACGGUGAAGCGGGUCCUUCUUAGCGCAGGUGCAAGUCGCGGAACAAACCGGGGUUUGGAAACAAAAGGACAAACCCGCCCUCAGGUGUUGGGUGUCUCAUUGCCGGGCAAAGCAAGAACACGGCGGUUGGUCUCCCUGGCGGGAGUGGCGCUUAAGCCAACCGCUUACCUGCGGAAAACCCUCCGGUCGCGACAAACUCGCGCGCUUUCCCGGCGUCGCGGGUUACAUAUGUGCGCGAAGUGUUUUCCUUGUCGAUUUUCCGUUAUUUAUUGCUUGUUUUUGUUUUCUCGUCCUUCAUAUUUUGUCGUUCCAGUAUUCCAUUAUUUAGUUUUUUUGGUGUUGUUUUCGAAAAAAUCUGUUGGAAUUGUCAACGACAGGGACAUUGUUGGAGGGAUUGCACAGACCGAAAAAGAAUUUUUUGUUAUGGCUGUGGAAAUCUAGGUAGGACCGUAAGGUCAUGUGAACGUGGUUGUCAUAGUAGGAAUCAGAUAAAUUGGGAUAAUUCUGUGUUGAUACAAGGUAGACGAUGUGAGAGGUAGGCAGCCUUUCCUAGUUACCCUCCCAUAAUCCGUCUUCCUAUUUGUAUGUUUGUGUAUAUAUGUUUGAGUUCAAGCUAUGUACCUUUCAUGAAGGAACUAAUAACAAAAAACACACCUAUGUGGAAAGUCCUACGUCGAAUCCCAUCGAUUGAGGAAUCGUUGAUUCUUUGGAAGAUUGCUUGAAGUCUGAGUUGAGAGCUCAUAAUGAUCCGGGAAAAGUAGCAAAGUUCACGAAGAAAAAGAACGAGUCGGAGCUAUGACCUGUGCAAAGUAGCGGUCAUGGUACCGUGAAGCGUAAAGCGAGCACUGAUGAUGACUUUCGAAAUUAUCAGUAGUGGACUUUGUGAAGAAACGAAGAGUAGAGCGCCUCAGCACUAGAGAGCAGUCUGAAGAAGAAGGGACUUGAUAAUCCUCUCGAUUGGUUGAUUCCGUAGAAUCAAGUUUCUUUGAAAGCUAUGUAGCCGAAGUGACAAACGGGAAUCCCAACGAAAACAUCAAAAAGAGACCGACCUUCGAAAUCGAAUCGAGUGAACAACGCGACUCGAAUUGUAAAUAACAUGUAAAUAUUAUUAGUAGAGUAGUUUAUUAGUUUUUCCUAGUUCCCUAACUCUUAUUUUCUAUUAUUAGUCUUAAAUCUAGUUAAAUUAGUUGUUAAAUUAUUAAAAAGUAAUAGUCACUCACGUUUUUUCCUCGUUUAUGGUCCUUUUUUUGCUUAGUUUGUUUCAUCGUCACUUUUCCGUU
Messenger RNA from Toxorhynchites rutilus septentrionalis, 4936 nucleotides. RefSeq names its product serine protease snake-like. The record is from RefSeq and is a predicted model, not a curated record. Gene Ontology annotation, molecular function: serine-type endopeptidase activity. NCBI's taxonomy places the organism in Eukaryota, Metazoa, Arthropoda, Insecta, Diptera, Culicidae. The transcript has 5 exons. Gene Ontology annotation, biological process: proteolysis. Bases 389 to 1180 code for a protein of 263 amino acids.